AUGCGCUUCGAGACCCUCGCCGUUCUUACCCUCGCUAGCCUGGCCACCGCCAACCGCAAGCCCAACCCCUGGGAUCCUCUUGACGUCCGUUCCCUCAAGAAGUGCCAGGCUGGCUGCAUCCAGAGCACCCUCCCCAAGCUCGGCGACGGCAAAUUCGUCAUCCUCCAGACUCCCAACGAGUACUUUUGCGCCUCCCCGGACCUCAAGGAGUGGCUGCGUGACGAGGUCUUUCCCUGCGGUGUCACCGCGUGCGGCCGCAAGGUCAAGCUUUAUGCCAAGCGCGGCAUGAAGUGGCUGCGCAACACCUGCCCCAACCUCACCUUCACCGAGGCCGAGUUCUCCCAGCCCGCUGGCCAGCCUGCUGGUGGUGCCUCUGCUGGCACUCCUGCCGAGCAGCCCGGUGCCGAGCACUCUGGACAGCCCGCUGCCGAACCUGCCGGCGCCGAGGAUCCCGAGGCCGGAGAUGAGAGUCACGACGACAACGAUAACUAG
Messenger RNA from Pyricularia pennisetigena, 492 nucleotides. RefSeq lists its product as uncharacterized. Lineage: Eukaryota; Fungi; Ascomycota; Sordariomycetes; Magnaporthales; Pyriculariaceae. The record is from RefSeq and is a predicted model, not a curated record. The transcript has 2 exons. Bases 1 to 492 code for a protein of 163 amino acids.